Messenger RNA from Eublepharis macularius, 1020 nucleotides. Its product is annotated as olfactory receptor 12D1-like. The coding region runs from base 1 to 1020 and encodes 339 amino acids. The transcript has 2 exons. Gene Ontology annotation, molecular function: G protein-coupled receptor activity; olfactory receptor activity. Gene Ontology annotation, cellular component: membrane. NCBI's taxonomy places the organism in Eukaryota, Metazoa, Chordata, Lepidosauria, Squamata, Eublepharidae. Gene Ontology annotation, biological process: G protein-coupled receptor signaling pathway. The record is from RefSeq and is a predicted model, not a curated record.
AUGGAAAACCGUACAUAUGUUGGUGAGUUUGUCCUCACGGGCUUAACAAAAGUCCCUGGGCUGCAAGAUGUCCUCUUCUUUCUCUUCUUCAUGCUGUAUUUGACCAUCAUACUAGGAAACACGACUAUUUUGUUGAUAACACUGAUUGAACCACGACUCCAUUCACCAAUGUACUUCUUUCUUGGAAACCUCUCCUGCUUAGAUAUCUGCUACUCCACAGUCACUGUGCCAAAGAUGCUAGCUAGCUUCCUCUGGGAGCAUCAGAGAAUUUCAUUGAUUGGUUGUCUAUCUCAGCUUCAUUUUUUCCAUUUCCUAGGGAGCAGUGAAGGUUUAUUGCUAGGUGUCAUGGCUUAUGACCGCUAUGUGGCCAUAUGUAAUCCACUGCGUUACACCAUCAUCAUGAACAAGAAGGCCUACAUUUUUUUGGCAAUGGCCAGCUGGACUACUGGGUUCUUCCAUGCUCUAAUGCACACCAUUAUGACUUCCAAGCUGUAUUUCUGUGGCCCUAACUUAAUCCAACAUUUCUUCUGUGACAUCAAGCCCCUCCUGAGGUUGGCUUGCUGUAGCACUGUCCUCAACCUCAGACUUCUCAAUAUUGUUACAGGCCUAAUUAUUGUUCUUCCUUUUCUCCUUACACUUCUCUCCUACAUCUAUAUCAUCUCCUUCCUCUUCUUGAAAAUAAAAUCCAAGGAAAGCAGAGGUAAAGCUUUCUCCACUUGUGCCUCACAUCUCACAGUAGUAACACUUUUCUAUACUGGGGCCAUCUUGACUUAUAUUCCUCCCUCUUCUGGAGAAUCCCUGGAACAGGAAAUGAUGGUCACUCUUAUGUACACUGUGGUUACUCCAGCUCUGAAUCCCCUGAUUUACACCCUAAGGAACAAAGAGGUGAAAACUGCUAUUAAGAAAGCAAUAGGACAAAAGCUCCUACCUUCACAACAGUUAAGAUCUGCCUCUCAAGCCCUGGUUUCUGUACCCCUGCAGCCAGAAGUAAGACGACUAAAGACAGGACAUUUUCAGUAG